Molecule: messenger RNA, 1288 nt
Organism: Solanum pennellii
Lineage: Eukaryota; Viridiplantae; Streptophyta; Magnoliopsida; Solanales; Solanaceae
Product: expansin-A11-like
Exons: 3
Coding region: 77-850 (257 amino acids)
Biological process (GO): plant-type cell wall organization
Cellular component (GO): extracellular region
Source: RefSeq, a predicted model, not a curated record
UUGGCUUAAACCAUUAUUUCUACAACACAUACCAUUUCUUCUUCCUCAAUUUUUCUUCUAUAUUUUUCUUAAGAAAAUGGCCAAAAUUGGCAUUUUAACAUUAGGUUUCAUAUUUGUUUUUUGCAACAUUUUGGUUAGUACUGCAAAUGCUUUCUCUGCUUCUGGAUGGAUGAGUGCUCAUGCUACUUUUUAUGGAGGAUCUGAUGCUUCUGGCACAAUGGGGGGUGCUUGUGGCUAUGGGAACUUGUAUUCAACAGGUUAUGGUACAAACACUGCUGCAUUAAGUACUGCAUUGUUCAAUGAUGGAGCAUCAUGUGGUCAAUGUUAUAAAAUUAUGUGUGAUUAUAAUCAAGAUUCUAAAUGGUGCAUUAAGGGAACAUCUAUUACAAUUACAGCCACUAAUUUUUGUCCACCAAAUUUUGCACUUCCUAGCAAUAAUGGUGGAUGGUGCAACCCACCAAGGCCACAUUUUGACAUGGCUCAACCUGCUUGGGAAAAAAUUGGUAUCUACAGAGGUGGCAUUGUUCCUGUCAUGUACCAAAGGAUUCCUUGUGUGAAAAAAGGUGGAGUUAGAUUUACAAUAAAUGGAAGGGACUAUUUUGAGCUAUUAAUGAUAAGUAAUGUAGGAGGGGCUGGAUCAAUUCAAUCAGUACAAAUUAAAGGAUCAAGAACCAAUUGGAUGACAAUGGCUAGAAAUUGGGGGGCCAAUUGGCAAUCAAAUGCAUUUCUUAAUGGACAAUCUCUGUCAUUUAAGGUCACAACAUCAGAUGGUGUCACUAAAACAUUCUUAAAUGUUGCUUCAUCCAAUUGGCGAUUUGGACAAACAUAUUCAAGCUCUGUUAACUUCUAAUUUAAAAAAAAACAAAAGUCGAAAACUUCGGAAUUUGAAGUUUAUGAGUUUAUAUUUAUACGUGUGAUAGGCAGCGGCGUGCUUACUGUUUUACUGAAAGCAGCCCGCCCCCCUUCCUCUGUCUUCUUUUAUUCGAUAUUCGAAAUAUACUGGCUCGAUUAUUGAUGAAGUAAGUUCAUGAACUCUAGUCCGAAGGUGCUGGAAACAUAAAUAUAUUUGAAAUUUAUUGUGUGUAUGUAGUGUAGUGUGAAAUUUGCAUAUUUAUUUUUUAUAUAUCAAAAGAAUAUAAUAAGACCUUUUGUCUUUGAUGCAAAUGUUUGUAGGUGCAUCAAACAUAUAUACUUCUAAUUUUUAUUUUAAUUUUUGCCCUCUAUUGUAAGCUUGUAUUGUAAUAAGGUCAUGUUAUACAUAUAUUGUAUCAAAUGUUCCUAUGUUUUG